This is a messenger RNA of Lactuca sativa (garden lettuce), 750 nucleotides long. Its product is annotated as cysteine-rich receptor-like protein kinase 29. The record is from RefSeq and is a predicted model, not a curated record. NCBI's taxonomy places the organism in Eukaryota, Viridiplantae, Streptophyta, Magnoliopsida, Asterales, Asteraceae.
AUGAAAUCCAUAAUUUCAAUAGCGUUUCUUCUUCAAGCAAUCAUAAACGCUCUUAAUCUCGUCACAGCUCAAUUCCCCACAGACCCUGCCUUCAGAUGCAGAGACACAGGCAACUACACACCAAGUUCUGAUUAUAGCAGAAACCUGAAAGCCGCAUUGGAUGCCGUUGGCAAUAUGAACAAGUAUAAUGGCGGAUCAUUCAGUUCAUCCCAAGGCAAGAAAGAAACAGCAUAUGUCAUGGCUCUUUGCUCCGGUGUUUCUAUGAAUUGGGGUGGAAACUGUAAGGACUGUAUAUACCAGUUGACCACUUCACUUGCAGUCACGUGCAAGCUUCAAAAAGAGGCUGUGAUGUGGGGUUCAAACUGUAUGUUACAUUACUCAGAUCGUAAAAUAUCUGGAGUUCUUGAUGAUUGGGUUCGGAUCUUGUUACCAGAUAAAAAAGGAAGUCCUGCGAAUAAGCCAGAUCAGUUUGACAAAGCUUUGUCUGAUUUGACGAAGAAAUUACAGGGGCUAGCAGCCGAAGGUACCGAUAAAAAGUCUGCAUUUGGGACGGCAGUUUAUGAAAAAAAACUUGUGUAUGGGGCUAUGCAGUGUACAGCUGACUUAUCCAAGGAUCUGUGCACUAAAUGUUUACAAAAUAUAAUUGAGGCCCACCAUACUUGUUGUAGCGGAAGAAUGGCUGCCAGAAUGUUGUUACCCAAUUGUUUUUUUAGUUACUCGGGUGAACAUUAUUCCAAAUGGAAAUCAUAA